Messenger RNA from Entrophospora sp. SA101, 953 nucleotides. NCBI's taxonomy places the organism in Eukaryota, Fungi, Glomeromycota, Glomeromycetes, Entrophosporales, Entrophosporaceae. The record is from the annotation of a GenBank genome assembly.
AUGUACAAUAUAAUUAAUAAUCAAUUAUAUCUUAAAAAGGAAUCACCUAUAGAAGGAGCAAUAAGAAUUUCUUUAAAAGCUCCCGAUAAAUUUUCCGAAGUACCACCAACAUAUUGUAAUAAUAAUAAUAGUGUACCAUGUAUUUAUUGGGGAUCUAACGAAAUUCACUAUCCAAGUGAUGGUGCUGGUUUUGCAUUUUUCACUACACGUGUAAACAUUAAUAGACAUUUUCCGCCAGCAAAUUGCAGCUUUCUGAAAAAUUAUGACAAAAGUUGUAUUGUUGAUCCCAGACAAAAACCAGAUAAUGUUCUGGUUCAAUCUAUGUUGGAUAAAUCUUAUAUUGCCGACAUUGAGAAAUAUACGAUUAUGGUCGAACAUUCAAUAAGAGGUAAAAUAACAACAAAAACAUAUCGUAAUGGACUUUUGAAUGGUCAAUUACUUUCUUCAGAUGGUGAAACAGUAAUAAAAUCAUGGACAAACGAAACCAGAACAUUAAAUGAUCCAAGAGCAGAUGGUGAUAUUAUGACAGUUGGCGAAUUGCUUCAAGCUGCUGGGGCAGAUUUAGAAGGAAUAUCAGGAGCGCCUGGAGCUGAUCCUGAUGAAACUUUUAGAAGUGCGGGGAUUGUUAUAGUGAUAAUUAUUGAUUACAAGAAUAAUGUUUUAAAUCCGGAUGAAAUUAAUUAUCAAUAUUUACCACAAGUGAUUGGAGGUAGUAGAAUCACCUUUAAACAAUAUGGCAAGAUAGGUGAAUUUGAUUUUAUUUCAUUAUUAAUAAAUUUGGUUGCUGCAAUUACAUUAUUUAGCGUAUCGACAUUCUUGGUCGAAUUCCUUAUGUUGUAUUUAUUACCUGAGAAAAAUCAGUAUCAGGAGGCAAUAUUUGAAAGGACUGAAAUUCAAAACAGUCCAGAAAAAAUUUCAUUAUUAUCAGUAUUACCAUUACUUAGAUUAUUUUC